This is a messenger RNA of Cherax quadricarinatus, 856 nucleotides long. The record is from RefSeq and is a predicted model, not a curated record. Lineage: Eukaryota; Metazoa; Arthropoda; Malacostraca; Decapoda; Parastacidae.
GUGUCUCCCGCAGUGCAUCACAGCCUGACUGAUCAACAUCAACAUCAUGAAGGGCUUCAUUGUAUUGGUUUUGACUGCUGCUGUUUUGCUGACUGUUACUGCUAAGAAUUCCAGGGAAAGAGGAGGAGGAGGAAGAAGCAAUGAAGACCGUCGUUCCUGCAUUGGAAAACUGUGCGGCCGUAACAACGUAACAUGUCUGAACUGUGUCAACAACCUGAACCUGACGCGUUCUGUCUUGAAGAACUGUGUGCGUGGUUCAUCAGGCUGUGUUGCUGCUACAGUUAUUUCAUGCCUCACAGCAGCAAACUCUACGGCUACGUCAUGUUUCCCAGCAAGCACAAGUGGGUAGAGUGUACCCUCUGUACCCUAACAUGUGCCCACUACCUGUUGACGACCCACCUGCCCACACCAUGUUGACGACCCACCUGCUCACUCCAUAUUGACGACACACCUGCUCACAUGUUGACAAAGCACCUGUCUAAUACACAUGUUGACAAAACACCUGUCUAAUACACAUGUUGACAAAACACCUGUCUAAUACACAUGUUGACAAAACACCUGUCUCAUACACAUGUUGAAGGCUCACUUCUGUAUUUCCCCAGCUCGUAAGUAAACAAUCAGUAGAUAACUAACAAGAGUGAAAAGGGAAAUUGUAAUUGACGAAAGUAAAAUGUGGAAGAAAAAGCAAAUGUUGUUUGUGAAGAGGAAGAUGGAAACGAAAUGAAAAAAUAACAUUUAGUAAGAAUGAGAAUAAACUCAACUUUGAUAUGUGAAAUCAUUUAAUAAAACCUAGAUGGAGUGGAUAUAAAGUUUAAACUCAGUGUUUCCAACACUACCGAACACAUGUGCUCCUAUA